CCUGAUGAGCAUGUACAGAGACGUCAAUCGGCCCACCGUCCGUGUUUACUCCUCGGAGACUGGCAUGUGGGGCAAUCUCAUUUCUACAGAGGCUUCGUAUCAGCUUGGCGGCGAUGCCGAUAUUCCCGCGACCCUUGUGGGUCACGCACUUCACUGGCUGUCCAGGAGAGAUGCAAUAGUUGAGUUUGAUCUGGAUGGGCAGAGCCUAGCUGUGAUCACUGGGCCUCCUGUUGCAAAUGAUAUCCUGUGUCAGAACCAUCGGAUCAUCCCGGCUGAGGAUGGCGCCCUUGGCUUCGCUGUUUUGUCUUUUCCUUGCUUCCAAAUGUGGCGGAGGAAUGCUAAUGAUCAUGGUGUUGCCACAUGGGUGCCGUGGAAGACCAUUGAAAUGCAUACAAUUCUCGGGCUCCCUUCUCAGAUUGAUGCGGGGUGGAAAUGUCUGAUGGGGUAUGACGAGGAUAAUGAUGUUGUAUCUUUGCUUGUGGGCUACAGUAUCUUCAUGGUUCAACUUAAGUCGAUGCAAUCCAGGAAACUUCAUGAAACCAAGUUUAUCACUCAAUGGCAUCCUUUUACAAGUUUCUAUACACCAGGGACAACCAUUAACGGUGGAUCUAAUAGAGCUGAAAUGUUGCAUGAUACAUAGGAUUCUUGCCUAGUUUUAUGGGCUAAUGUUCUGAAAUGGUUCAGCUGGUGAAGUAAGAGCUGCUGCGGUUGUCAGUUGUCAUUGAGUUGGUCAUGGCGCAUCAAUUUGGUUCCACCAUGUUUUGUGUUUAUAUGUUAUCAGAGAAAAACUUACUGAGUGUGUCCCUUAGUCUAGCUAAGUUUCGAAUGUGAAAGGAUGCUUUUGAAUACCUAACACAGGGAGUUUCAGCUUCCCCGAGUAUCAUGUCAA
Messenger RNA from Lolium rigidum, 889 nucleotides. RefSeq lists its product as uncharacterized. The coding region runs from base 5 to 640 and encodes 211 amino acids. The record is from RefSeq and is a predicted model, not a curated record. The transcript is spliced from 3 exons. NCBI's taxonomy places the organism in Eukaryota, Viridiplantae, Streptophyta, Magnoliopsida, Poales, Poaceae.